AUGAAAAUCAAAGAUAUUUUCGAAUGGUUUUAUACAAAAAUAAGUCAUUACAAUCUUUUUAUGCCCGAUGAAGAAGAAUAUCAUGAAGACAAUGAUGAACCAACAGAUCCAACAAUAGUUAUCAAACAUCAGCGAUAUGCUACGCGGUUAUAUGUUCUUCUUCUUAUUAUAACUAUUUACAUUGUCUUCAUCCUUAACUUGAUGAAUCCACAAACUCGAGCAAUUACUCUCUCAAAUAUUACUCCAUCUUUAUAUAAUCAACUUCGUCUUGAACAUCCCGAAACUCUAUCAUGUCCAUGUACAUCCACCAGUAUUUCAUAUAAAACCUUUGUUUCUAAUACAAUCGUAUACCAUCCAAUAUGUACAAGCGUUUUUGUUAGUGAAGAAUGGAUCAAAGCACUUUAUGAUCCAUAUGCAAGUUCAUAUUUAGUGAUGGACUUUCGAACAACUGCAAGUUCUCAAUUUAAGUUUCUUGCUGCUUUUUGCUCGUUGUCGAAAACUCUUAUUUCUCAAGCUCUAACUGAUAUUGAUAAUAGUCAACUUAUAACCAUCCAACUUCUUUCGGAAAAUGAAAUUCAAUCUGAAAUAUCUGGAAAUAUCGAAAUUAUUCAGAGUAGUACACCGUCUCAGUUGAUCAGACCAUUAGACUUUCUUCAUGUAACAACUCAAUCGAUUUUUUUUAUUUCUGCUCUUAAAACAAAUUUUGCGGUUUAUAUCCGUUUAACAGCACUUUUUGCCUCCACUGGCGAAUUUUAUGUUACACCUACAUAUUAUUCGCCAGACCCUAAUGAUUUUAAUAUAUCAGCUGUUCAGUCUUCGUCUUGUGAACUAACUAGUUCUGUUACACCGGCUGGUUUCUUUUCUUUAACACUCACUGACAAUACUUUCCCGAACGCUUUCAUUUAUGAAAUUUGGCCUUAUUUUUCUCCUGCUCAUAAAAAUAUUACUAUUUCUUCAAUGAUUGAUGGUUUUUUUGGUGGUUGCACACCCCUUGAUGCUGUUCUUGCAAGUACAUUUGAUUGUCUUUAUAACCAAAGCUGUCUUGAAAUGCUUGUCGAUUAUUUUCCACAACUCAGUUCAACGGAUCUUGCUUGGACUAAUUCACUUUCAGUCUCAAGUCUAAAAAAUCAAUCUUUAAAAAAUAUUUUACCAAAAUUAUUUGUUGAAGAAUGGUCAACUAAUAUUAGUUAUUCGAAAUAUUUUAUUCAAUGUGCUCCUGUAUCUUGUACAUAUACAGAAACAGAUCAAAUAAGUUUAUUUUAUACGAUUAGUCUCUUCUUGAGUAUCUAUGGUGGUCUCUGUAUUAUUCUUCGUUCGACUGCAUUAUUCUUAAUCUAUGUUUGGAUGAAAUUGAAACGUUAUUCAAUAAAUAAUAAUAAUAAUAUUAAUAUUGGUUCAAUUUCUAUUCUUAUUUUAUUUACUUCACUCAGUGUUCAAAUGACAAUAAUUACUCAAUCAAAUCCUUCAUUAGUUACAUAUAGACUUCUUCAUCAAUUGUAUUCAGAUUCACUUAAAUGUCCUUGUAAGAAGAUAUCAAUAUCUUAUGAUAUAUUUAUUACAUUAUCUCUAACUUUACAUCAAAUAUGUUCAAGUGGUUUUAUCAGCGAAUCUUGGAUUUCAACGAUGACUUUAUUAAAUGAUCAACCUGUCUACAAUACGAAACUUGAUGCUGGUUUGGAUGGUUUUGGUAGUCGAUAUUUUAAAUUAUUGUCUAGUAUUUGUCAAUUGGCUAAUAGAACAAUUGAUGAUGCCGUUCGACAGUUUCUAACAAAAUCAUUUGUUACUCAGUAUGUUAUCAGUGAAUCAGAAUUUAAUGCUAAGUUCAAUACAACUUUUAAACAAUUUAAACAAUCAUUAAUUACUGAAUUUAAUCUUCUUACUGAUAUGGUACAUCUUUUUACAAGAGUAGAUCAACCUUAUACAAAUUCGAAAAAUGCAGAACUUCUUCCUAUAACACCGUCAGAUGAAACAAGUAAUCAAUCUCCACCAGAGCUAAAGUUUAGUUUCACUGGUCCGAUAGAUAUAAACUCUACAUCCAUCGAUUGUAUUUGUGCUACUAAUCCUCGUUGUCAAAGUUCAGUUGUUUUAUAUAAGUGGGCCUUACUACCGAACGGUGAUCAAGAUUUAACUACACCUUAUUUAGUGCCAGGUUAUAUUGCAGGAUGUUUUAUGCUGGAUUCUCUUCAACUCUCAACUCUAGAAUGCUUUUAUGACGAAACGUGUUUAUUAAUCUAUUAUUAUUAUAUCAUUUGGACACGCUUAUUAUAUAAUAUAUAUGAUUGGUCUGCGGUUCAUCCUUUAGUUUAUGACAAUACAUCAAGUCGUUUUCCACCUGAAACAUCUCUUUCAGUGAUAGUUAGAGAAAUGAUGGUUGAACAGUGGAAUUUUUCAUGUUCAUUCGAACAACAUUAUGAAGCUUGUUCACCAAAUUAUUGUACUUAUAGUUAUACAACACAUACUUAUGAUCUUCUAGGAAUAAUAAUACAAAUGAUAUCUAUGUUAGGUGGUCUUACUGUUGCUUUGCGUCUGAUAACACCUCAAAUUGUGAGAAUUAUAUUGCGAUUGAUAUCACCACAGGUUAAUACAGAACCAGAAGGUAAUUACUUAUCAGCUAUUAUAAAUUAUUGA
This is a messenger RNA of Adineta steineri, 2628 nucleotides long. The record is from the annotation of a GenBank genome assembly. Lineage: Eukaryota; Metazoa; Rotifera; Eurotatoria; Adinetida; Adinetidae.